Molecule: messenger RNA, 3127 nt
Organism: Oncorhynchus keta (chum salmon)
Lineage: Eukaryota; Metazoa; Chordata; Actinopteri; Salmoniformes; Salmonidae
Gene: ighmbp2
Product: immunoglobulin mu DNA binding protein 2
Molecular function (GO): DNA binding; ATP hydrolysis activity; ATP binding
Source: RefSeq, a predicted model, not a curated record
UGAGAAAUGGAGGUGGAAUGCUUUGUGUCCAAGACCCGGCUCCUUCAGGAGGAGAGAGAAGCAGAGAUCGAGGAGACAAAGCUAUGGCAGGAGAAUGUCUCUCUGAAAGAUCUCCAGAGUAAAGGCGUUUGUCUCCUGAAGCUGCAGAUAGGAAGCCAGUCAACUGGCCUUUAUGGACGAUCACUCCUCCUUCUGGAACCCAGAAAACACAUGGGCGUCUCUGUGCUGCCUAGCAACAACUUUGGACCCGGAGACAUAGUGGGUCUGUAUGACCUGGAUGGCUGUAAGCCGUCCUCCCAGCUGUGUACUGGUGUAGUGACCCGCAUCAGUCAGUCAGCUGUCACCGUGGCCUGUGAGGACUCGCCGGACGGACUCAACCUGGACACAGACGCUCUGUACAACCUCAUGAAGCUGGCUAACGAUGUCACGUACAAACGCAUGAAAAAGGCCUUGAACACUCUGAAUGCGUACAGCAGUGGACCAGCCUCGGAUUUGAUCAGCGUUCUCUUUGGCUAUUCAGAACCUGGCUCGAUAUCACAACCAAAUGAUCUGUCUUUCCUGAACAGUGGUCUGGAUGAGUCUCAGAGACAGGCGGUGUCGUUUGCUCUGUCUCAGAGAGAGGUAGCUGUAAUACACGGGCCACCAGGCACCGGCAAGACAACCACUGUGGUGGAAAUCAUCCUACAAGUGGUCAAACGGGGACAGAAGGUCCUGUGCUGUGCUGGUUCUAACGUGGCCGUGGAUAACCUGGUUGAGCGCCUGGCUAAGGCCAAAGCUAAGGUCCUGAGACUGGGACACCCUGCCCGCCUGCUAGAGUCCAUUCAGAAACACUCGCUAGACGCCGUCCUCGCUCACAGUGACAACGCCAACAUCAUCGCUGACAUACGCAAAGACAUCGACAAAGCUUUUAUGGGGAUGAAGAAGAUGAAUGACAAACGAGAUCGGAUCCACCUGAAGAGGGAGGUAGGAGAGCUGAGGAAAGAGCUGAGGACCAGGGAAGCGACAGCCAUUGCUGAGGUCCUCAAACGUGCUGAUGUUGUUCUAGCCACUAACACAGGUGCUAAUGAUGGUGGCCCUCUGAAGAACCUACCUGUAGACCAUUUUGACUGGGUGGUGAUCGAUGAGUGUGCCCAGGCGUUGGAGAGCUCCUGCUGGAUCGCGCUGCUCCGAGGCAGGAAGUGUAUCCUGGCUGGAGAUUACAAGCAGCUGCCACCCACCAUCAAGUCUAACACGGCUGCAUCUAAAGGCCUGUCUGUCAGCCUGAUGGAGAGGUUGAUCCUGAAGUAUGGCGACUCCGUAGUCAGGAUGCUGACAGUGCAGUACCGUAUGAACAGUAACAUCAUGACCUGGGCCUCAGAACAGAUGUACCAGGGUCAACUCGUCGCACACAGCUCAGUGGAGAAACACCUGCUCAAAGAUCUCCCAGGAGUAGCCAGUGUUGAAGAGACCAGCACCCCUCUCCUCCUCAUAGACACAGCAGGCUGUGGACUUAGUGAGAUGGAGGUGACAGACGACCAGUCCAAAGGAAACCAAGGUGAGGUGGACAUUGUGGAACUGCACAUCAAAGCGUUGACUGAAGCUGGGGUGAAACCUAAAGACAUCGCUGUUAUUGCCCCUUACAAUCUGCAGGUGGAUCUCCUGCGUCAGCGUCUCUCAGCGCGACAUCCCGAUCUGGAGAUCAAGUCUGUAGACGGCUUCCAGGGUAGAGAGAAGGAGGCUGUGGUGCUGACCUUGGUCAGAUCUAACAGGAAAGGUGAGAUAGGGUUCUUGGCUGAAGACCGGAGGAUCAACGUGGCGGUGACUCGAGCCAGACGUCACCUGGCCCUGGUGUGUGACACGCAGACCGUCCAGACCCACGGCUUCCUCAAGACCCUCAUCGAUCACAUGACCCAGCACGGCGACGUACGCACCGCCUUUGAGUACCUGCAGGACAUUGUGCCCCAGAACUACACCAGAGACCACAGAGAUACCAAGUCUAACAACACUAAAGCUACCGCUAGCUGCUCCACCUCCAACAAGCAGAAGGGCAGAGGCCAGGCUGGGAGCAAGGUGGAGCCAGGACACAAGAGGACCUCUGGGGGGAACAAGACCCAGGGAGGAGAGCCCCAGACAGGUUCAUAUCCCGGCACACACAGCCAAGCCAGACGUUCCACCCCCACAGAGGAGGAGCAGAGACUGACGCAGAAAAAAUACCUGGAGAUCAAGAACCAGGUGGAGUGGUUUCUCCAGGACCCAGACCAGACGGAGCUACGGUUUCCCUCGACCCUCAACUCCCACGACCGCCUGCUCGUACACCAGGUUGCAGAGGAGCUGGGCCUGAACCAUGAGAGUCAGGGAGAGGGAAAGGAUAGAUGCAUCACUGUCUCCAGACCCCCAACAGGGUCUAACGAGGCUGGGGAAGAAGAGGAGCAACAAGCCCAAGAACCAGCAGCCGUCCGGGAGGAAGAGAGUGUUACAGGGCCUCCUGUAGGGCAACCGGCAGCAGAUCUCAAGACUUUACAUCUGGAACGAAUGAGACGGGAGCAGAAGAAGAGAGAGCAGAAGAUUGAGCAGGAGAAGCAUCUAGAUACCAUCCGUACAGCAGGACAGACUCAGACUGCUAAGAAGACCAAGGCAAAAGGAAAGCCCAAAAAGACCAAAGCGGGGGCCUGUGAGAUCGCUGCGGCUGCGACGGCUGAUGAUGAUUUUGACACCCUAAUAGAUGCUGUGGUGAAGGCAGAACGCGUCUGUAGUUUUGUCAAGUGUAAAACGUUAGUAAUUCAUCUGGGACAACUCUGUCUGUUCUGCAACAGACAAUACUGCCUCGGUCACCACAUACCUGAGGUCCAUGGGUGUGGAGAUCAAGCCAGGGCCAAUGCCAGGAUGAGGAUCAGUAAAGAAGGGGUUCUGUAUGCUGGUAGUGGACACAAGGACAAGUCUGUAGAUCCUAACAAGAAGGCCUAUCUACACAGGAAGCUGGACUCCAAACUCAAAGACAUGGAAAAGCAGCGGAAGACCAAACCCAAAGAGAGUGACAAUAAUUGACCUUUGACCCUUUUAAUUCCAGUUUGUCAGUGACUGUAAGCUCUGAGGAUGACCCUUUGUGGACUGAAUAGAUGUCAUUAUUAAACAGAUUACUGCGAAAUCA